This is a messenger RNA of Indicator indicator, 1638 nucleotides long. It is a transcript of the gene GTF2A1, whose product is annotated as general transcription factor IIA subunit 1. Gene Ontology annotation, biological process: transcription by RNA polymerase II; transcription initiation at RNA polymerase II promoter. NCBI's taxonomy places the organism in Eukaryota, Metazoa, Chordata, Aves, Piciformes, Indicatoridae. The transcript is spliced from 9 exons. Bases 1 to 1128 code for a protein of 375 amino acids. Gene Ontology annotation, cellular component: transcription factor TFIIA complex. The record is from RefSeq and is a predicted model, not a curated record.
AUGGCGAGCUCGACUAACACAAACCCCGUGCCUAAAUUGUACAGGUCUGUAAUUGAAGAUGUCAUCAAUGAUGUCAGAGAAGUUUUUCUGGAUGAAGGAGUGGAUGAACAAGUUCUUAUGGAACUCAAAACACUGUGGGAGAACAAGCUGAUGCAGUCCAAGGCUGUAGAUGGUUUCCAUUCAGAAGAGCAGCAGCUUUUGUUGCAGGUGCAACAGCAGCAGCAGCAGCAACAACAGCAGCAUCAUCACCACCACCAUCACACACAACCUCAGCCACAGCAGACUGUGCAGCAACAGUCUCAGCCACAACAAGUCCUUAUCCCAGCAUCUCAGCAAGCACCACAGCAGCAGGUUAUUGUGCCAGAUUCCAAGCUGAUACCGCACAUGAAUGCAUCAGGCAUGAGUGCUGCAGCCACUGCAGCUACAUUGGCUCUCCCUGCUGGAGUUACUCCUGUUCAGCAGAUACUUACAAAUUCAGGCCAGAUCCUCCAAGUAGUUAGAACUGCAAAUGGAGCUCAGUAUAUCAUUCAACCACAGCAGCCAGUUGUUCUACAGCAGCAGGUCAUACCACAAAUGCAGCCUGGUGGAGUACAAGCACCUGUUAUACAGCAGGUUUUGGCUCCUAUCCCUGGAGGGAUUUCCCAGCAGACAGGAGUGAUUAUUCAGCCUCAGCAGAUCCUGUUUACAGGAAAUAAAACGCAAGUCAUACCUACAACAGUGGCUGCCCCUACACCAGCACAAGCACAGAUUCCUGCAGCUGGUCAGCAGCAACCACAACAGCAGGCACAACCACAGGCACCGCUCGUUCUCCAAGUUGAUGGAGCAGGAGAUACCUCAUCUGAAGAAGAGGAAGAUGAGGAGGAAGACUAUGAUGAUGAUGAAGAGGAAGACAAAGAAAAAGAUGGGGGUGAAGAUGGCCAAGUUGAAGAGGAGCCUCUUAACAGUGAAGAUGAUGUGAGUGAUGAGGAAGGACAAGAACUGUUUGAUACAGAAAAUGUCGUUGUGUGCCAGUAUGAUAAGAUUCAUAGAAGUAAAAACAAAUGGAAAUUUCAUCUCAAAGAUGGCAUCAUGAAUCUUAACGGAAGAGAUUAUGUAUUUUCCAAAGCCAUUGGGGAUGCAGAAUGGUGAAGUUUUAAAAGACGAAACAAAAAAAACUCCCUGUAAAAGGAAAAAAAAAAUCAAAAGCAGGAAAGGUUGAGACUUGGACGUAUACUCCAAUCAAAACGUGUAUCUGCACACCAGAAAUAAACAGUAAACAAAUAUAUUGGAACAAAGAUAAAAUGUGGCAACAAGACACUACUUCAGAUGAGCAAGCCAUGGACUGUAGCAGCUAUAGCAUUGUCUGGGGGCUGGUUUUGUGUGUUAGGAAUACCUUAAUUAUCAAUUAAACAUACAGGUACCUACAGCUGGUAUUUAGCAUGUAAGGCUUUGUUCCCCCUCUCCCCUUCUUCCCUUAAGAUUUUAAAAAAAAACUUCUUCCACUGAUUGAAGGAACUCUUCCCUUUGAUAGAUUAUUAAUCUGAAAAUGCUUAUUGUGUGUACAAAUCUUUGCUUUGAACACUUCCUUUGGGUAGUGAGGAUGGUCAGAAUGUUACUUAAACUGCGUGCAGGCUUUGUACAGAAGGGUAAGAAUUAAGG